Rotaria socialis is the source of this 744-nucleotide messenger RNA. The record is from the annotation of a GenBank genome assembly. Lineage: Eukaryota; Metazoa; Rotifera; Eurotatoria; Philodinida; Philodinidae.
AUGUCCAGAAUUAUUGUUCGAAUUUUUACAUCACAUAACAGUGAAUGUACGUUAUUCUUGUUAGCAAAUAUUUUACCAGAAGUACAUAAUGCAAAUUUAUUAUUACAACGAAAUUAUACAACUGGUGUUAGUAUAUAUGGCAUUAUUACAAAUUUACUUCGUAAAUUACAGAAUCGUACACAAGAUGAUUUUUCCAGUUAUAGAGUUGCUGAACUAUUUGAAAAUUGCCCAAUUAAACAAGCUGAUGAUUUGAAAAAUUAUUUAGAUUAUUUAUUCUCCAUUUCUAUUUUCGAUGAACUUGAUAUUGAAAAAGUCAAAUGGAAAUUUAUUCAACAAUGUUCUACUUUUGUUGCCAAUCAAAAGAUUGACCUCGAUGAUUUAUAUAAUGAUUUUAGUCAUAUCAAAUCAAAAUAUAUUGAUUUAAAAGAAAGAUUCGGUGCAAUCACUACACAAGUACAAUCAUUUAUUGUUCCAAAUUUGGGUCAAUCGAAAUAUAAUGGAGCAUCAGUUAAAAAUGGAACAAACUUAUGCAAUGAUUUUGAUCUUUCAGAUAAUCCUGACGAUAGCGACACUAAUGAUGAUAAACCUGAUGGCAAGAUUUACAAACAUAAGAAAACGAAUAAAUCAAUUCGACCUGACCAUCUAUGGGCUUAUUUGCUUGAUGGUGAACAUGUACCUAAUUUACGAAAAUUGAUUGAGUUUUUAUUUGCUAUUCCUACCUCGAAUUCUUUUUGUGGGAUGUAG